This is a messenger RNA of Cladocopium goreaui, 540 nucleotides long. The record is from the annotation of a GenBank genome assembly. NCBI's taxonomy places the organism in Eukaryota, Dinophyceae, Suessiales, Symbiodiniaceae.
AUGGUAUGCCGAUGCUGUCUGUGUGCUUUGAUUUGCUGCCUGCUCAAAGUACCAUGGGUACUUGAGCAGCCUGGCAGCAGCCUUUUGGAGUGGCACCCCUACUUCCAGCUGCUUUGCAAGCGCUUCAAAAUCUUUCGUGCAUUCGUGUGGGUUGGCUCAUAUGGUGGAGGCAGUCCAAAACCCACGUUGCUUUAUUCGAACUACCCUUGGAUCCAGCAGAUGUACCUGCCUCUUCCGAAGCAUGUCGAAUGGGAUGCUGAAAUGAGUCGAAAGUACAUCGAUGGAUCUGGCAUCCAACGUGUUUGCGGAGGGGCUGACCUUAAGCAUAGCCAGUACUACCCCAAGUUGUUUGGCCACGGCUUUGCGCAGCUCUAUGCCAAGCAUGAACAUGAAGUUCGAAAAGAAGUUCGACAACAAGCGCCAUUUGGUUGCAAAGGAACCAGGGGGUAUCCAUUACAAAACAAUUGUCCCUUGAAUGGUGGUUUCAAAAUUAAUGGGGGUUCCAAACCCUUUUUCCUGACCCUGGGAUUUUUGUUUUAA